AUGCACCACCCUAUUUACUAUUUCAACGCGCAACAGAACGCGGCGAAGACGCACCUUGGAAGACUGCUGCUCGCACGCAAUGCUGCCCCACCAACGGCGGCUACGCAACUCCAUGGCGGCCUGGCCAAGCCGCCAUGGAUUCGCAUCAAGGACUCAGAUGCCACUUUCAAUUACGCCAGGAAGCCCAUCGUCGCCGGCCGAACGACGAUGGGCUUCCUGGAGAACUGA
Molecule: messenger RNA, 228 nt
Organism: Pleurotus ostreatus (oyster mushroom)
Lineage: Eukaryota; Fungi; Basidiomycota; Agaricomycetes; Agaricales; Pleurotaceae
Exons: 2
Coding region: 1-228 (75 amino acids)
Source: RefSeq, a predicted model, not a curated record